GUUUUCAUUUUUUUAUUUUAUUUUUAAAAUUAUAAUUAUCAACCCUUUGCUUAAAGUUUCAAUCUUUUUUGGUUGAUCACACUUCAUUUUUGCUUGUGAACCAAACCCAUCUCAGAAACUCACUAAUCUUUAGCUUUAACCAGAAGGGUUUUGUUGUAAAUCAAAUGUGGGAGUGGGAUACCACUCGCUUGUGGAAAAAAGUCAGGGAAUUUGUCCAGAAGAACGAUUAUUCUAGUCAAGACCCACUUACUUGGAGCAGAGAGUUGGAGAAACACUGUUAUGGUGACUUGUCCUAUGCUCAGGUACAAGCCAAUAAUGAUAUGGAGGAUCAGAGUCAGGUGGAGAUAAGACGAGAUGCCACCUUUGUUGGAGUCUAUGAUGGCCAUGGUGGACCUGAGGCCUCUCGUUUCAUUUGUGACAAUCUGUUUCUUCAUUUGAUGAGGCUUGCUCGAGAAAAUGGAGCUUUUUCUGAGGAUAAUCUUAGACUUGCUUUUUCUACAACUGAGGAUGCAUUUCUUCAUCUUGUGCGUAGAACAUGUAGAAUAAAUCCACCAAUUGUGGGGACAGGGUCCUGUUGCCUAGUUGGAGUCAUCUGGAGGGGGACAUUAUAUGUUGCUAAUGUGGGCGAUUCCCGAGCUUUAAUCGUUUCUUUGGAUAGAUCAAAUAAGAUAGUUGCUGAACAAUUAACAAGGGAUCAUAAUGCAAGUAUAGAGGAGGUCAGACAAGAACUCAAGUCAUUGCACCCAGAUGACUCGCAUAUUGUAGUUAUGAAGCAUGGAGUAUGGCGUAUCAAAGGCAUAAUUCAGGUAUCUAGAAGUAUUGGUGAUGUAUACUUGAAGCGACCAGAAUUUUUUGGUGCUUUUCCAAAGUUCUCCUCUAUAUCACUCUGUCGGCCUGUGCUGACAGCUGAACCAUCCAUUUACACUCGAGUUUUACAGCCCAAUGAUAAGUUUCUCAUUUUCGCAUCUCAUGGGCUGUGGGAGCACUUAACAAAUCAGGAGGCAGCUGAGAUUGUUCAUAAUAACCCACGAUAUGGAGUUGCCAGGAGACUUCUUGAAACUGCUAUUGAUAUGGCAGCAAGGAAAAGGGAGAUGAGAUACACAGACGUGAGGCGGGUUGACAAGGGAGUUAGGAGCCAUUUUCAUGAUGAUAUUACUGUGGUUGUCAUCUUUAUAGACCAUCAUUUGCUGGGGAAGAGGAACUCUGUACCAGAGCUGUCGAUUCGAGGAGGGUUCAUUGACAUUGUUGGCCCUUCAAACUCCAAUGUUGUGCAAGUACCAGGUCCUCUAUUUGAAAUAUCAAACCCAGCAACAUGAAGGGUGCGUUUGGUUCAGUGAAUUGGAUUACUGGAAUCUUAUAUUACGUUGAAGAUUACUAAGAAUCUUUAGGAAAAUGUGUUUGGUUAGUUGGUGAGUAUGUUAUAUUAAUAUGUUUGGUUA
Pistacia vera is the source of this 1439-nucleotide messenger RNA. Its product is annotated as probable protein phosphatase 2C 68. The transcript has 4 exons. Bases 165 to 1316 code for a protein of 383 amino acids. The record is from RefSeq and is a predicted model, not a curated record. Gene Ontology annotation, biological process: protein dephosphorylation. NCBI's taxonomy places the organism in Eukaryota, Viridiplantae, Streptophyta, Magnoliopsida, Sapindales, Anacardiaceae. Gene Ontology annotation, molecular function: cation binding; protein serine/threonine phosphatase activity.